This is a messenger RNA of Glossina fuscipes, 2774 nucleotides long. RefSeq names its product vacuolar protein sorting-associated protein 11 homolog (gene Vps11). The coding region runs from base 90 to 2732 and encodes 880 amino acids. Gene Ontology annotation, cellular component: endosome; HOPS complex. The record is from RefSeq and is a predicted model, not a curated record. The transcript has a single exon. Lineage: Eukaryota; Metazoa; Arthropoda; Insecta; Diptera; Glossinidae. Gene Ontology annotation, biological process: vacuole organization; organelle fusion; endosome organization. Gene Ontology annotation, molecular function: protein-macromolecule adaptor activity; protein binding.
UCGAAAUCGUUUUUACAUUUAAGAAAUAUGUCAAUAUGUAGUACAAAACAUAUCAACAGUGGACAAUAAAAAUAUUUAAAUUGAUAACUAUGUGUAUGGAGUGGAAGCUAGUAGAUUUUUUUAAAUUAUGUCACGUAAAUACUCCGAAUAAAAACCUAAGGAAUAAUGAGUUGAUAGCAGUUUGCCACAAUGGAACAUAUAAUAUAUUUUGCGACAGUAAAAGCGGAAUCUAUGUAUUUUCAACAGAUUGGGAUUGCAAAUAUUUCAACACAGCCAACGAGUCCGUCGAUUGCUGUACAAUAACUGAAACAAAUUUUUUCAUAAUGCUCGAGCAAAGUCUUGUGACUCAUAAUAUAAAUUUGAAAAUAUAUAACUUAAACAAAAUAUUUAAAGGAGAACAAGUACAACUCGUUGGAAUAGCGCAAUUGGAGUGCUGUCAUGAAGUCACCGUUUUGAAGGCAUUUAUGACUGACUCCUACCUAUUUAUUGCAAUCGGCCUUGAUAAAGGUAAUGUUCUACUUCAUGAUGCAAAUGUAUCACGCGAUAUGACUACAAAUUUUCGUAAAUUGCACGUGUGCACACGACCUAUUAAGGGGAUCGAUUUUUUCUUGUCAAACUAUGAUGAAACCAAUAUGUUCGUUUGCACAGAUGGAGGUAUAUUCUGCUUUUCAUUGUCCAAAAAUAAGCGGGAAUUGAAAGUUGUAUUAGACAAUGAGUCGGCAUUGGUGCACUGUUGCACUGUACAAGCAUUACAAAACGAACAUUAUUUUGUAGUCGGACGAGAUGAUGCUCUUUAUUGUUAUACUGCGGAUGGCAGAGGACCUUGUUAUGCGAUUGACGGACGAAAGAAGAUUUUGAAGUCGUUUGGAAAAUAUUUGAUUGUCGUCUUGGAACAAAGUAAACCAAAACCAAUGUCAUAUUCUAGUCGCUUAGUGAUAAUUGACAUCGAAAACAAAAUUAUAGUGUUCAGUCAGGAAAUAGAGACGGUUGAAGCUGUGUUACCAAAAGAUUGCUACGCCAAUUGUUACAUUGUUCUCAAAAACAAAAGCGUUCUCACACUGAGGGAACGGCAAAUUAAAACCAAAUUGCGCCUUUUACUCGAUAAAAGCUUGUACGAUUUCGCAUUUCAACUUCUUAAUUCUUUAGAUUUAAAUUCCAGAACCUUGGCAGAUAUUUAUGUCAGAUACGGUGAUUGCAUGUUACUGCGCGGAGAUAUCAACAAAGCAGUAGCAAUGUAUAUUCAUACAAUUGGCGAAGUGUUGCCUUUUAAAAUUAUUAUGAAAUUGAUAGAUUUAAAGUAUAAGGAGCACUUGAUUAAAUACUUGCAAGCGGUAACGAAAACCAAAUAUGGCAGCCAGGAUCAUGAGGAACUUUUGCGCAAUUGUUAUAAACGUCUUAAUCUUCCAGUAAAGGUUAAAAACCUUUUUGAAUUAAAUUUACAAAAGAACGAUCAAAUAGGUUAUCUUGUCAUUAAUAGAGAAGUUUCAAAUUUAAAUGCUUUAAGCAAGGUAGUAUUUGAUAUGGAUAAGAAAGAAGUUUUCAACUUUUUCAAAAAAUACGCUGGGUCUUUAAUAAUUCAGUAUCCCAAAGAUGUCCACGAAGCUAUCACAACUCUCAGUUUAAAAAUGUCCUGCGAGCCUAUCAUCCAAUACCUACUUCCUAUUUUCCUUAAAGAUGAUGAAUGUUGUCUAAAGCUUCUACACAUGUCCAGUUCCAACGGAAAUCUUAAAGCCAUAUAUAGUAUUUGGCUAGAGCUGCUUUUACGUAAGUGGCAAUGUUCAGAAAUUGAUGUUUCUAAAGUGCUCGAUUUUUUUCAAGUUUACAAAGAAUAUUUGAUAGACGCAGAUGUACUUAUCAUAUGUAGGCAAUACAAAUUCUGGAAAGGAAUUAUGUUGAUGCACGAUAAAGACGAUUUAAAUUUUUUGAAGAUUCAAUACUUUUUAAGGAAUUACAACGACCCUACAGAACACAAAUUAGAUAUUAUGGCAUUUAAUCGAUAUCACGAGUUAUGGUUGCAUGUUCUAAGCAAAAAGAAUGUUUCUUUCAGACAACCUUUUGAAUUUACCAAUAUUAUAUUUAAAGCCUUAGUUCGUUCUAGUGUGGAUAACACAUUGAAAAGUAUUAAAUGUCUUUCGACUAACACAAAUUUUUCCGUUGCCCACGUAAAUGAUAUUUUCACACAGGAUAGGAUACCAGACUUAUUUCCAAAUAGCAAACUUAAACACAUCUUAAUCGCUUUAAAUUUGAAAUUAGGUGAAUUAAAAAAUUUAUUGGCAGAUUUUCUUAAAAAACCAAUUGAAUUUCGUGGUAGUGUAUGUGAAAUAUGUAAGCAGCCUAUUAAAUUGCCUAUAGUGCAGUUUCUAUGUGAACAUACGUUCCACAAAGCGUGCCUUAAUUCCUAUCCAGAAAGAAACGAAUGCAUCAGCUGUCUUCCAGCAGCCACUGUGAAAUCCACUAAGCGAAGGCCUUUAAGUGAAGAGUUAUUAGAUGAUGGUAAUGGGGGUUUGAAAACCGUUGCGUGUGCUAUACAAGAAGGCAUAUUUUACAAAAAUGAUAUUGAAGACAAAACAAAUCCUAUGAAGUGGAUCUGGAAAAAUGAUGACAAUUAUAUGCAUAACCGUUCUAUUAACACUAAUAACACUAACGUCAAAAUGACGAAUCCUUUCCAAGAUAUGACGAGAAUCGCAGAUAAAGAGUAUGAUACAAAUUUAAAUCCAUUUAAUGAAAAUUAAUUUUUGUUAAGAAUAUAAAUAAUUCACGUGUAAAAAUUAUGC